Molecule: messenger RNA, 2653 nt
Organism: Phyllostomus hastatus (greater spear-nosed bat)
Lineage: Eukaryota; Metazoa; Chordata; Mammalia; Chiroptera; Phyllostomidae
Gene: NXT2
Product: nuclear transport factor 2 like export factor 2
Exons: 5
Coding region: 87-683 (198 amino acids)
Biological process (GO): protein import into nucleus
Cellular component (GO): nuclear pore central transport channel
Source: RefSeq, a predicted model, not a curated record
GCGGCGGUUAGAACCGCGGCAGUUAGAACGAGGCAAAGGACAGGCAGCCAAGGGGCCGUGGAGGGGGAGGGGAAAAGGUUGAAAGUAUGAGACGUGCUGGAAGAGACUGGGAUCAUGGACGCAAAGAAGCUUACGGAGGAAGGCGGGACCGUCAUUCUGAGGAGCCACGAGCCAGCUUCUCAAGCGGAAGGAGCCGGACCCGUGAGGAGGUCGUGACGCCGCCUCUGCCUGAACAGACUACCUCAGGCUCCCCAAUGGCCACGGCUGUGGAUUUUAAAACUUAUGUAGAUCAGGCAUGUAGAGCUGCUGAGGAAUUUGUCAAUAUUUACUAUGAGACAAUGGACAAAAGAAGACGGGCACUGACCAGGCUGUAUCUUGACAAGGCCACUUUAAUAUGGAAUGGAAAUGUUGUUACAGGGCUGGAAGCCCUAGCUAAUUUUUUUGAUGUGUUGCCUUCUAGUCAGUUCCAGGUUAAUAUGUUAGAUUGCCAACCAGUUCAUGAGCAAGCUACUCAGGCCCAGACUACAGUUCUUGUUGUGACCAGUGGAACUGUGAAGUUUGAUGGCAACAGACAGCACUACUUCAAUCAGAACUUCCUGCUAACUGCUCAGACUACUUCUAACAACACUGUGUGGAAGAUUGCAAGUGAUUGUUUCCGUUUUCAAGAUUGGGCUAGUAGCUAAAGGGGGUGAAAGUCCAUUCUCCUUCAGUUCAUUAGUUUCAGCAGCAAUUUGUGUGCAUUAAUUUCAUUGUGGAAGCACGAUAAACUAGUAUGUUCUGUAACUAAAUUUCAUAGAUACAUUAUUCCUGGCAGCAACUUUUCUAGUGGCUGCCAGUUUUAGUUAUUGCCCUUAAGAGCUUUAAUGCUAGUAUUUCACAUGCCUUACAUACAUUUCACUAAUGACAGUUUUACAGUAAUAUUAUAAACAUAUGAUCUUUAUUAACAUACUGUGAGCCCAGCGUAUUGCAAAAAUAAAAUCCUUUUAUACUACUGUCUACAGGAUAUCAGCACAAUCUAACUGGGAGGAAGUGGAGUAAUUUUUUUCUCAUUAGGCUAAUUUGGUAGUAGAACACAUAGUUAUUUUCAGUAAACACUAGUAAUAUGGUUUUGGUAUAAGGCUUUUCAUAUCAGUUUGGUGAAAAAUUUACCAGUUUUUGUUUGCAUAACUACUCUGACAUAUUAGAAUCACAUGUAGGGAUAUUUAGUGAUAUUUUUUUCAUGUUACAUAAUGUUUCCUAUGUUUACAUGUCCUUAUGAAGUGAAUUAAUCUACUAAAGAGGUACAUGUUCUUGAGUAUUGGACAUACUCAGUGACUUAAAAGCAAAACUACUUAAGAUUUUCUUGGCAGCUCCAGGUUUAUAACUUGAGGUAGUGAAUAGUACUGAGACUAAUAGCUUUCAUAGGAGAAUAGGCAGUGAGAAAUAUAGUGAUCCAAGGUUGGUCAAAAGUUAGGAGGGCUGGCUUGUUUUGGUACUUGUUUUCUGCCUUCUAAAAAUGUAGCCUGUUUUUAGGAUUUAAGUCACUAAGGUAGUAUUCCCAAAUGGGCAUGAGUGUCACAUUCUAAAAAUUAUUUUUGAAGAUAUUUCCAGUUUACCUCAUACUUAACAGCAAUAUAUGUCUCAAUUUAUUCAAGAAUUUAAUGGGGAUAAAAUGUCAGCAAUAAACCUGUCCCUGUAGCAGGGUCUGACAGCAAAGUUGGAAACAAAGCCAUUGCUCUCUCUUUGGAACAUCCUUAACUUCUAAGUCUUCCAUGUGAACUUCAGGCCAAAAGUCUCCUAUGUAUUAUCCACUCCCAAAGUGAUUCCUUCCCUGUGUUUCACAUUAUGACCUGCAGUAUCUUUGUUUAUUCAUUCAAGUUAAAAUUGUUUAAUUUAUGAUUUGUUCUUCCAUAUGGCAUUGUAAGCAAAUAGCUUUAUUUUAAAACAUGUUACAGUUAAAUGGCUCUUUGUCUUCUUAAUAAGAAAAUAGAGAGCAGCAGAUCUUCAUUAGCCCAUAAACUUCUAAAAAACAAAUUGAUUCAUUUUAUGUCUCAACAUCUAACAUCUAAAGAGAAAGAAAUAACACCUUUGGGUUUUGGUUAAACUUUAAAUGUUUUUUCAUUCUUGAAUUUAUUGUAAUGUUUUUAAGCUAGAUAUGCCAGCUUUGUUUCUAUGUUACAACUCAAAGUUAAUGUUUGUCGUCAUUUCAUUUGAAAACUACUAAUUCAUUUACUUGUCCAUCAAACAGCUCCUUGUAUUUCUGAUAUAUUAACAAAAUAGAAUUGAAUUGGAGAAAGGGGUAGGAUUGAAAUUUAGACCACUCUUUCUUAUAAUGCUAAUCAAAUCUUAUACUUCAUUCAAAAUGAACUUAUUCUGAUUUUGGAUUGGCUUUUAAAAUCAGAGCAGCACCAGUCAUCAGAAUAUGCAAACACUGCCGUUUCCCUUAUGGAGAACAGUCUCAAGUAAAAGCUGCAUUUAACUAGCAAUAAGUAAGUUGAGCGGUUGUUUACUAUUCAUGAACUGAAUGUUUGAAGACUUGUGUAUGAACUGCUUUUUCUGAAUUCUGUAUAACUUAAAUGUCUGGAACUAUUGUAUGGACUAGACUGUAUUUUUGACAUGCACAUAUUUUUGUAACCUGAAAAAAAUAAAAUUUGUCUUGGCAAGUUUUCUCAAA